Antechinus flavipes (yellow-footed antechinus) is the source of this 5677-nucleotide messenger RNA. RefSeq names its product family with sequence similarity 91 member A1 (gene FAM91A1). Gene Ontology annotation, cellular component: trans-Golgi network; cytoplasmic vesicle. Gene Ontology annotation, biological process: intracellular protein transport. Bases 276 to 2795 code for a protein of 839 amino acids. Lineage: Eukaryota; Metazoa; Chordata; Mammalia; Dasyuromorphia; Dasyuridae. The record is from RefSeq and is a predicted model, not a curated record. The transcript has 24 exons.
GCCGCAGGCGGAAGUGACGUAAGAUCGGAGGCCGCUUCCGGCAGAUCGAAACUAGGAAGAAACUUGGACCCGUCGCGACGUACGCGCCCCUCCGCCCCCUUCACCCUUCUCCUACCCUACAGGGUAGCCGAGGGUUCGGUCCGCUGUGCCCUGAGAGCCCGAGGCAUGGAGCGGCCCUGCCUAGCGGCGCUGUGAGCCGCUGUGCCUCCUUCUGGCAACUCAGGCCAGGCCGUGAGGAGGAGGGAGGCGCCGCCUGCCCGUCCUGCCCUCGCACCAUGAACAUCGACGUGGAGUUCCACAUCCGCCACAACUACCCCUGGAACAAGCUGCCGGCCAACGUCCGACAGGGUCUUGGAAAUUCACAAAGAGAAUAUGAAAAGCAAGUUGUGCUCUAUAGUAUCAGAAAUCAAUUACGAUAUAGAAAUAACUUAGUUAAGCAUGUCAAGAAGGAUGAACGCAAAUACUAUGAGGAACUAUUAAAAUACAGUCGAGAACAUCUCAUGUUGUACCCCUACCAUUUAUCAGAUAUUAUGGUAAAGGGCUUGAGGAUAACACCAUUUUCUUAUUAUACUGGAAUUAUGGAGGACAUAAUGAACAGUGAAAAAAGCUAUGAUUCAUUGCCCAAUUUUACAGCUGCUGACUGUCUAAGGCUUCUUGGCAUAGGAAGAAAUCAGUAUAUUGACCUCAUGAAUCAAUGUAGGUCAUCAAAAAAAUUUUUCAGAAGGAAAACUGCUCGUGAUCUCCUGCCAGUGAAACCUGUGGAAAUUACUAUAGAGGCAUGGUGGGUGGUUCAGGCUGGUUACAUCACAGAAGAUGACAUAAAGAUAUGCACUUUGUCUGAGAAAUGCGCUAUUGAUAAGAUCAUCGAUUCAGGUCCUCAGUUGUCUGGAUCUUUAGACUACAAUGUGGUACAUAGUUUAUAUAACAAAGGAUUUAUUUAUCUUGAUGUACCCAUAUCUGAUGACAGUUGUAUUGCAGUACCACCACUUGAAGGUUUUGUAAUGAAUCGGGUCCAAGGUGAUUAUUUUGAAACUCUACUCUACAAAAUAUUUGUUUCAAUAGAUGAGCACACUAAUGUUGCAGAGCUUGCAAAUGUCCUUGAGAUAGACUUAUCCCUAGUGAAGAAUGCGGUUUCCAUGUACUGUCGAUUAGGUUUUGCUCAUAAGAAAGGACAAGUAAUUAAUAUGGAUCAGCUUCAUUCAUCAUGGCGGAAUGUUCCUUCUGUAAACCGAUUAAAGAGUACUUUAGAUCCACAAAAGAUGCUCCUUUCAUGGGAUGGUGGGGAAAGUAGGAGUCCUGUGCAAGAAGCUUCUUCAGCAACUGAUACAGACACAAAUAGUCAAGAAGAUCCAGCCGAUACAGCCAGCAUAAGCAGCUUGAGUAUGUCUACAGGAUACACGAAGCGUAUUGCUUUUCUAUUUGAUUCGACUCUCACUGCCUUUUUAAUGAUGGGAAAUCUUUCACCAAACUUGAAAAGCCAUGCAGUCACUAUGUUUGAAGUUGGAAAACUAUCAGAUGAAUCUCUGGACAGCUUUCUUGUAGAACUUGAAAAGGUUCAGAGUACCGGGGAAGGAGAAGCACAAAGAUAUUUUGAUCAUGCACUUACUCUGAGAAACACAAUAUUGUUCUUACGACACAAUAAAGAUUUAGUUGCACAAACGGCACAGCCAGAACAACCUAAUUAUGGUUUUCCUUUGGAUCUUUUACGAUGUGAAAGCCUCCUUGGUUUGGAUCCUGCCACCUGCAGUAGAGUCUUAAACAAAAAUUAUUCUUUGCUUGUUUCCAUGGCUCCCCUCACCAAUGAAAUCCGACCCAUCAGCAGCUGUACUCCCCAGCACAUUGGACCAGCAAUUCCAGAAGUCAGUUCAGUCUGGUUUAAAUUAUACAUUUACCAUAUUACUGGGCAAGGACCACCUUCUCUCUUACUUUCCAAAGGUACAAGGCUGCGAAAACUUCCAGAUAUAUUCCAGGGUUAUGAUCGCUUAUUAAUAACUUCUUGGGGUCAUGAUCCUGGAGUAGUUCCUACUUCGAAUGUGCUCACAAUGUUGAAUGAUGCUUUAACACAUUCUGCAGUUUUAAUUCAGGGUCAUGGCAUGCAUGGAAUGGGUGAAAUCAUGCAUAUACCUUUCCCAUUUGAUGAAUUGGAACUGCAAGGAGAGUUGACUCGAGCCAAUCUGGGUGUUCAUAAAGCACUGCAAACAUUACGGGAGAAAGUGGAUUUAGAGCACCUUUGUGGCUAUGUCACCAUGUUGAAUGCUUCUAGUCGCCAUGCUGCCAGCAGAAAACUUAGUGAUGCGUCUGAUGAAAAAGGUGAACCUGAUUUGGCUUCAGGAUCUGAUGUAAAUGGAAGUACAGAAUCGUUUGAAAUGGUCAUUGAGGAGACUGUAGAUUCGACGACAAAGCAAAAUAUUGAUGUAGCUACAACAGAAGUUGAAUGGGUUCCUCUUGAGUUAUGCUUUGGAAUUCCACUAUUUAGUUCUGAAUUGAAUCGCAAAGUCUGUAGGAAAAUUGCUACACAUGGACUUUGUAGGAAAGAAAGCCUUCAAAAACUCUUACAUUCCAGUAGAAAACUCUCUCUCCACGUCCUUAAUUUUGUUCAUUCAUUCCAGGAAGGGAUUUCAACCUUGGACUUACACACUGAGGCCAGUUUUUCAAGUAUGUUUUCACAGCCUCCUUGUGCUGAAUUGGGUGUUCCACUUCCUGCGAAGAACUUAAUAUUUAAAGAUGGCAUUUUAUCUGAAUGGAAUGGACGGUCACCUUCCUCAGUACUUAUUGCAAAUGUUAAUUUGCAAUAGUUCAUACACAUACCAUUUUUGUUCACAUUUACUGCCUUUUUUUCUUUCUUACAGUUAAUUUCUAGUGCCAACCACUAAGAAGUAUACUGCUGCUGCAGAACAAUGUAUGCUAAAGUGGUAUUAAAAGUGUUUGUGUUGCAGUUUGUGGGGAAAUAUUUGCACUGUCUGGAGUCUUACUCAUUACUGCAUAUCCUGCUGCAACAGAGAGCUUUUUAGCAGUCAGCACUGUAUUUUUACCUAGAGACAAUCUGCAUUUCUUUUAUAAACCUAAGGAUACCCUUUAUGAUGAUUGUUAAAUUUAUAAGUGGUCACCACAGAUAAUUGCAAUAGUAAUUUUAUAUGUUAGUUACUCAAACAUGAAUCCUGUUUAAUUUUAUAUUUGAUUAUCUAUACUUUUUGGGGGUAAUGGAAAGAAAUUUAAUUUUUCCAAUCAAGAAGUUUCCUGGCCCUUAAAAUAGUAAAAUGCAAAAAACAACCAAAAACCUAGUAAAAUCCAGUGAUGUGUCAUGAUAUGAGGGCGGUGUUAUAAACUGUAAAAGUUGUCUUUUAAUUAUGUAUAUCAGUUGGAUGGUGUUAAAAGUAUAUAAAUGCAUAGUCAAAAAUAAUUUGAUCUUGCUUUUUACAAGGUCUUAACUCUUGAAACAUCAAGAUUCAUUGAUACCUCAUGAGAAACUUUGAAAAACAUUCUACAUAUAAGCAAUGUGGUUUUACAUAUGAAAGCUUCAUUAUCCCUAUCUUUAUUUUUAUCAGAUGUUUCUAUAAAAAGUGACCUUGUUUGGUUGUUACUAUUACUGCCCAUUUUAACUUUUUAAUUGAGUUUAAUUGAGUAACCUUCAUUUAUAAUCACAAGACUGAUUUAUAUGGAAACAGAUUUCUUAUUUACAAACCAAAGAUUGGGUGCUUUAUGUUCAAAUAAACAUCAGGGAAUAAACAUCAGGGAACUGUAAGUGUUGGCUUUUAGGGAAAAAAGUAUGAUAAAUUAUUCAACUGAAUUAACAGUUGUCCCAUUUAGACAUGGCCUUCAUCUUAUGUAAUCUAGUUUCCUGUAAGUGGGCCUGGGGUAAAAAAGAUAAAGGGAAACAGAAUGUUGUUUUAAAGUUUUUCUUGAGUUAUCAGUUCUUGUAAUAUGACAAAUAUUAACUCAUUUAAUUGGAGUACUUCAAUAAUUCACUUUUACAUUUAUCAAGUACCUUCCUUAAAGAAUUUUGGGCAGUGUUAUUGUUUAAUUUAGACUUAUCUGUAGGAUGAUUGCUUUGCCAGUUUAACAAAUGUCCUGGUAAAACUGCAUAUAUGGAAAACAUUUAAAUUUGGGGGACAGUUGUAAUGUAAAGAUUUCUGCUGAUACUUUUUUUUUCUCAUUCUAUAAGGAACAGUUACUUGUGUGUUUAAUCUGGUAAUAUAUGUCUUUCCUAAAACUGUAAUCAUAACCAUACCUUCAGUACUGUGUGCUCACAAUAUUAUUGAAAAACUUGGACCAAGAACCUGGUGCAGUGAGUUGCUGGAAAGUGUUUAUGGUAAAUGUGAUAACAUUUUGUUUUCUACUGUAGUAGGAACCAAGUGUGUGUUAAACAUAUGUAUAAAAAAAGGAAAAAAUAAUGCAUAAUAAUAGUGAAAUGAUUUGUUAAACUGUGAAUCACACUAAUUUCUCACAUAACUGUUAAUGUACAUUCCUUUUUCUGUAAAUGUAUAACUUGCAGUUUCUCAACUGAGUCCAAGUACUUAAUUUGAUCAGUGCUGCUUUUUAUUCUAACAUUUUUCUUAUCUGGUUUGUUUUUUUACUAACUGUAGUAGUUAUUUAUUCUGCAGAUAUUAGUACUUUAGGCCUACUAUGAUAUCUGCAUUAAUAAAGGAUUGAAUUUUUUUUUUGUUGGCAGUAAAUCCAGUUUUUCAUAAAUUUGUAACAAAAUAUGGGAAUGAUUUUCUGCCUUAUUUCCUUUCCAAGAGAAUGGAGGGGAAAAUGGAAUAAAAUAGUGAUCAUGCAUUUUAGGAAAAAUGAUUGAAAAAAACUUGUGUUCAACUCUGAUUUUUGGUUUCUGCCUUUAAAAGGAAAAAAGGAAUCCAUUGAUGUACAGUUUGGCAGAGCUUCCAUACUGUAAGCAUAUUCAGUGUUGUAAACAAAAAAAUGUAAAAUGCUGCUGUUUUCAGAUUGUGUUUUACAAACUUAGUUUUAUUUCAUUAUAAUUGUAUAUAUGAUCAUAAAAAAAACCAUACAUUAUCUUAUGUAAAGAUACAUCUCUUCAUUUAAAGCUGGCAAUUCAAUGAAACUUUUAAAAAAUACACUGUUACCUAAUUAAUGGGUGACUACCAAAGAGAAGGAUCAUUAAAGAUUUUUAACUCAAUUUUGUUGCUGUUUGAUAUGAUUCCAUUUGGCUUUGUUGCUUUUUAUAAUUGUCUUUUAAGUAUGACUUAAGCAGAGGUAAGACUUUGAAAACCAAAAAAGGUGGGGGAGAGGGAGAGAACCUUUUUAAAAUGGCAUAUUGAUAUUAUAGUAAGUAGAGCCAUUUAAAGUAUGCAGUAGUUCCUGCUCCUUUUAAUGUGUUCACAUAAUUUUAUGUUUAUUUUCCUUCAGGAAUAGUAUAGCUGACCUGCUCAAUACUUUUAGUUGGAAUUAUUUUAAGCAUUUAGAAUUGAGUUUUGCCAUUUUUCAUACUGCUAUAUUCCCUGAGGGCUUCAGUCUCCUUCCCCAUUCCCUCCUUGUUUAGUUUUUCAAAAACAGUUUGUAUUUAAAAGGUUUUAAAGUACCAAAAUUGUAAUUGAGUACCAUGGAUUGUUUUCUGGUAUGAUGUUGUUAAUAGUAUACAAUGAAAUGUAUAAAACCUUGUGUUCAAUUUGAUGAUUGGCACAUGUAACAUAAAUGUUUACAAUAAACUAUUACUGAUCAA